This is a messenger RNA of Paramecium primaurelia, 691 nucleotides long. The record is from the annotation of a GenBank genome assembly. NCBI's taxonomy places the organism in Eukaryota, Ciliophora, Oligohymenophorea, Peniculida, Parameciidae.
AUGGAUCAAGGCUUUUCUUAAAAUCAAACAGGACUUUUAUCAAAUCAAUCAAGCAAAAAAUAUUAAGAACCUUAAAAAGAUUACUCUAUAGAAAUGUAAGAUAUGACAGAACAACAAAGCUAUGUUUUACUAACUAAUGAAUGUAAUUUAAAAUUAUUAUUUUAAGAAACUUGCAACUAAACCAAACAAAAACAAGAGAUGUAUAAAUAAACAUAACCAUAUAUAUUCAAUUAUAAUCAACUACCUAAUUAUCAAAUAUAGGUAUCAUUAGCUUAUUUUGACAUUAGUAAUUAAAUUAGAAUUAGUAAUAAUAAGUUGUUCAACCAAAUAUACACAAUAAUUACUAAUAAUAUAACAAAUAGUAGUUAAACAAAAAAUAAAAUAUGUUGUAAUUAUUAAUUUUCAAAUUCUAGAACUCAUUAUGCAGUUUGUAUAUUUUGUAAGACUCCAUAAACUAUAUCUAAUGACUAAAAGCCAUUCAUGUGUUAUCAAUGUAGACAAGUUUAAUAAGCAACUUAUGAAUUUAUUAAGUGUGCUCAUUGUAAUGUGACAGUUAAAUAUCAAAAAGGAAGUAAAUAAAUAAUAUAAUUAUAAAGUAUCAUCUGUCAUCAGAUGCACUAAAUGUAACAACCAUAAUUUUGUAUAAUUAUAACCAAUGAUACAAAUUACAUAGGAUAAAGACAAGAUAUGA